AUGUCUGCAGACAUAUUCCCUUUGGUAGUGAUGAAAGAAAUAGAACUUAAUUUUUCAAACAUUCAUUGUGAAGACUGUCGGGAUUCAAUAUAUACUACGAUUUCACGAUACUUUCCUUUAACUGAAGUAUCUGAUGUGUCUCUGAUUGCUGAGAGUCAAAAUACGACAGUAUUAUUUUACCUAAACAAUAAUGUGCUAAAGCUUUUUUUCAAUAAGCUGUCUUCUGCAGGUGUAAAUGGUUACUUAGUUAAAAAAUUAAUAAAGGAGCUAAAAAAGACUGGUUUUAUAGUUAUUUCUUGGGAGUUGCGUGAUGACGAAAACGCAGGUGAGCAGAAGGAUAAUAAUAGUCAUACUGAAUUACAUGAUAUUGACUCAGGGGGAACUGAAGAUGAAAUUUGGUUCUCUAAGUUAAUCUCUUCUUUUAAAAAGAGGCAAAUUAAUAAGAAUCACUUGAAGCACUGCAAGAAGUGUCAAGAUGAAAAGGAAUCUUCAGAUUCGAUAUCGGAAGAUUCAACAUUGGAAACUUUAGUAGAUCGUCUGGAAAAAGAAUUCAGAGCUGUUUUCACUAUUGAAGGUAUGACCUGUGCUUCAUGUGCUCAAUCGAUUUCUGAAGCAAUCAGUCAAGUUCUCUCUUCUGCGGGAGUUCAAGCCAAAGUCGACGAAGAGCCUCUUUUUUCCGUCAACCUCCUUCAGAACAAUGCUAUAGUUCUUCUACCGAACAAAAAGAUAGUAAACAAAGUUGUGGAUCUGAUAAAUGACAUGGGCUUUGACUGCCGCUUGCUUGAACUUCUUCCAGUUCAACGAUCAGUGAAUCUCAAAGUUACUGCGAUUAUUGGUGGUGUAACUUGUGCUUCGUGUGUUAAUUCUAUUGUAAGUGCAGUGAAUGAGUUACCUUUUAUCUUGGAGUGCGGAAUAAACGCAGUGACAAAAGUUGGUCAAUUCAUUAUUGAAAAUACACCUAAAGAUGAUGACAACUUGACGAAAUUACGAAGAACUAUUGAGGACUGUGGUUUUGAUUUCGAUUUAGUGAGUAAAACGAAGAUUAAUUAUACUCUGAAUAAGAAAAGAGCAAGGUCAAUACAUUUGAGGGUAGAAGGCAUGUUUUGUAAUCAUUGUCCAGAAAUCAUCACUCAAUAUUUAGAGAGUUAUGGAGAGGCUGUUGUUAUUGAAGAUCCUCUUACUUUGAAGUAUCCUUACAUCAGGUUCAAGUAUCUUCCAAGUCAAGAUGUGAAUAUCAGAAACAUAAUGUUCGGUUUGAACCAUCUUCAAAGGACAAAAGACGGUUAUCAGAUAGAUGUUAACAAAAAGAGUCUUUUUGAAUGUAAUUUAAUUGAGCCUGAGUCAAUGGAUGAACAUAUACGGAAACUAAGUAAAAAAGAGUUUAUCAAAAUUGCAUGGAGGCUAGUUAUAGCAACCGUCUUUGCUAUUCCUACCUUCAUAUUUGGGGUCGUUGCAAUGACUCUAUUACAUUCCACUAACCCUUUUCGGGUUUGGGUGGAGGAGCCCAUAUGGGCUGGAAAUGUGGCAAGAAACACAUGGAUUUUAUUAAUACUUAGUACACCUGUUUAUUUCUUUGCUGCAGAUAUUUUUCAUCGUAAGGCUUUCAAGGAAGUUUCGUCUCUAUGGAUGCAUCGUAAUUCUUUUAAGAGAAGGAUUUUUAAAUUUGGAUCAAUGAGCUUACUUAUGUCUGCUGGAACUUCUGUAUCGUAUUUUGCCAGUAUUGCAUUACUAAUUUUGAGUGCAAAUGAAGAAAAGAGUAUGUCAGGACUGAGAACGACUUAUUUUGAUUCUGUUGUAUUUUUAUCUUUUUUCCUAUUAAUAGGUAGGCUCUUAGAAAGUUAUUCGAAAAGAAAAACAGCAGAUUCUAUUUCCAAUUUAAGCUCUAUGAAAGUGACAAAUGCGACGUUGGUCGAAGAGCGAGAAGGCAAAUUUGUCAAUGACCAAAUCAUUGACGUAAAGUAUUUAGAAAGUGAUGAUUAUAUUCGAGUGCUUUCCGGAGAUUCCCCUCCAGUUGAUUGUAUACUAGUGGAUGGCUCCACGGAAUUUGAUGAAUCUGCUUUGACCGGUGAAUCGACUCCAGUGAAACACAGCCCUGGCCAUCAAAUUUUUUCUGGUACUGUUAACAUAGGAAACAGUGCCGUGGUUGCAAAGAUAAUCAACAUCGAGGAUGGGUCUUUAAUAGAUCAGAUAAUUGAUACUGUCAGAAAUGGUCAACUCCGUAAAGCUCCGAUAGAAAAAGUUGCUGAUCAAUUGACAGGAUAUUUUGUACCUAUUAUUGUGACAUUAGCCAUAGUUACUUGGAUUAUUUGGUUAGCUUUGGCAUAUUCAGGACGAUUACCGGAUAGUUAUUUGGACAUUGAUGUUGGUGGUUGGACGGUAUGGUCUUUGGAGUUUGCUAUUGCAGUUUUUGUCAUUGCUUGUCCGUGUGGGAUCGGAUUAGCUGCACCGACUGCUCUUCUCGUAGGUUCAGGAUUAGCUGCAAAGUAUGGUAUUUUAGCGAAAGGGGGUGGGGCUGCGUUCCAACAAGGAGCAAACAUUUCAACAAUUUGUUUUGAUAAGACUGGAACAUUAACUAAUGGUAAACUCCUGGUUACUGACUUCGCAUUUGUGGAGGAUAAAGCUGUGGAUAGGUCUCGGUUGAUCAAGUUAUUUGGAAUACAAGCGACAAGAGACUUGGAGUUAGCGUCAAAGCACCCUAUCGCUGAGGCUGCUAAACUCUUCAUAAAUGAAUAUACUUCAAAGCACACAGAGUUCAAGCCCACCCAAAAUAGAGUACCGCAAGUCGAGACUGUUCCUGGAAAAGGCUUGAAAGGUAGGUUUCUUUUUGAAUCAGAUAAUGAUGCUUGGUCACAAUACUCUCCGUCUGUGGCAUUGUUGGGUAAUGAAGCUUUAAUGAAAGAUCAUGGCGUGACGAUAUCAAGUAAACAAAAUGAGGUUUUGACUAAUUGGAAAGAGAAAUGCAAAUCCGUUAUAUUAGUUGCAAUCAAGGCAGAGAAAUUUUUUGAUGAUGGCAAGUUUCAUCUCCUUCUCAUGAUGGCAUGUCGUGACCUGAUCCGAGCAGAAUCGAAGAAAGUAAUCUCAUAUAUUCAAAAGAACUUCAACAUCCAGUGUUGGAUGAUUACGGGCGACAACAAAUUGACUGCUGACGCAAUAGCCAGUGAAAUAAAUAUACGCAACGUAGUGGCCGAAGUGCUUCCAGAAGAGAAAGAAUUACAAAUCAAGAGAGUUCAAAAGGUAUCUGGUGGAGUCGUUGCAAUGGUCGGAGAUGGUAUUAAUGAUGCUCCAGCAUUGGCGACAGCCGAUGUUGGAAUUGCUUUAUCAUCCGGCACUGAUAUUGCUAUUACUUCGAGUGAUUUUGUAUUGUUGAAUAGAGCUCAUCCUUUGCUAGCGUUACUUACUCUUUUGGACUUGUCGAAAGUUUGUUUUAACAGGGUGAAGUUCAAUUUCGCGUGGAGCUUGAUUUACAAUAUCAUUGGCAUUCCAAUUGCAGCUGGAGUGAUAUACCCCUAUCAUAAUUCUAGAUUGAAUCCAGUGUGGGCCAGUGCUGCUAUGGCAGCUUCGUCUAUAAGUGUUGUAAUGAGUAGUUUGGCUCUAAAGUUGUACAGACCAAAACUAGUUACAAAAGAAUUGGAUUUUGAAUCUGGUGAAGAACAUACUUAUGCUAUUGAAUCUAAAAUUUCUUAA
This is a messenger RNA of Priceomyces carsonii, 3684 nucleotides long. It is a transcript of the gene CRP1, whose product is annotated as Crp1p. Gene Ontology annotation, biological process: copper ion homeostasis; monoatomic cation transport. Lineage: Eukaryota; Fungi; Ascomycota; Pichiomycetes; Serinales; Debaryomycetaceae. The transcript has a single exon. The record is from RefSeq and is a predicted model, not a curated record. Gene Ontology annotation, cellular component: membrane. Gene Ontology annotation, molecular function: ATP binding; P-type divalent copper transporter activity; ATP hydrolysis activity. The coding region runs from base 1 to 3684 and encodes 1227 amino acids.